Molecule: messenger RNA, 535 nt
Organism: Meriones unguiculatus (Mongolian gerbil)
Lineage: Eukaryota; Metazoa; Chordata; Mammalia; Rodentia; Muridae
Product: late cornified envelope protein 3D-like
Exons: 2
Coding region: 64-348 (94 amino acids)
Biological process (GO): epidermis development
Source: RefSeq, a predicted model, not a curated record
CUCAUCCACAGCCUGCUCUGAAAGUCUCCUCCAUCCUCCGCAUCUGGUCAAAUCCCUGCCGAGAUGUCCUGCCAGCAGAACCAGAAGCAGUGCCAGCCUCCUCCCAAGUGCCCCUCUCCCAAGUGCCCCCAGAAGAGCCCAGCACAGUGUCUGCCUGCAGCCUCCUCCUGCUGUGCUGCAAGCUCUGGGGGCUGCAGUGUCCCCAGCUCUGAGGGAAGCUGCUGCCUGAGCCACCACAGGCGCAGGUCCCACAGAUGCAGGCGCAGGAGCUCCAGUUCCUGUGACCGAGGCAGUGGUCAGCAGUCUGGGGGCUCAGGCUGUGGCCACAGCUCUGGGGGCUGCUGCUGACUUGGAGCCUGAGGCUGAGAUAUGAGAGUCCAGAGGAAACAAAGAGUAUUGAGCAGUAGCUUCAUCUUGGCUCGGUUUUUCUCAGAUAUCCUAAUCUUUCUUAGUCUAAGUGUUUUCUUAAUCCAUUUUCCAAAGCUUGUUUCUCUUUGCAUUUUGGUAAUUACACGACCUGUGUCUGGCAAUGUGU